Messenger RNA from Girardinichthys multiradiatus, 2081 nucleotides. Its product is annotated as D-amino-acid oxidase-like. Gene Ontology annotation, molecular function: D-amino-acid oxidase activity; FAD binding. The coding region runs from base 134 to 1171 and encodes 345 amino acids. The record is from RefSeq and is a predicted model, not a curated record. The transcript has 11 exons. Lineage: Eukaryota; Metazoa; Chordata; Actinopteri; Cyprinodontiformes; Goodeidae.
CGUGAACGCAACACCCUCGCAGCUGAUUGGCUGCAGGCUCCGCCCUCCUCCUUGUGACAGAUUGAGGCAGUGGAGCUCAGUCGGUGAUUAAAAGUGACCGCUGUUCAGUAGUCACUUGAUCCUAAGUGCAAAGAUGCGGGUGGCAGUGGUUGGAGCUGGAGUCAUUGGUCUGUCAACAGCUCAGAGCAUAUAUGAGCAUUAUCACUCCAUGGUCAGCCCACUGACCAUUGAGGUGUAUGCAGACCGCUUCACCCCUCUGACCACCAGCGAUGGAGCUGCUGGCUUCUGGCAGCCGUACCUCGAUGAUGAGGGCAACAUCCAGGAGACAAAGUGGAAUAAGGAGACCUUUGACUACCUGUUAAGCUGGCUCAGCUCACCUGAGGCUGUAAAAAUGGGCAUAUUUCUCCAAUCAGGCUACAACCUCUGCACUGAACCCCAUCCAGAGCCCUCAUUUAAGGACAUUGUUCUGGGCUUUAGACCGCUCACAGAACGAGAGCUGCAAAUGUUUCCUGGAUACAAUUUUGGCUGGUUCAACACAGCUCUCAUGGUGGAGGGAAAAUCAUACUUACCAUGGCUGACCGAAUGGUUGAAAGAAAGGGGUGUAAAAUUUUAUCACAGGAAAAUAGAGUCUUUUAAAGAGCUUUCUGAUGCUGGGGUGGAUGUGAUAAUAAACUGCACUGGGGUAAGAUCCGGGGAGCUGCAGCCAGACCCGGACCUUAAACCAGGCCGUGGCCAGAUUGUUAAGGUGGAUGCCCCGUGGCUGAAGCAUUGGAUCAUUACCCACAGUAUCAAACCUGGAGUGUACAAUUCACCUUAUAUCAUCCCAGGGAGCCGUCUUGUGACUGUAGGAGGGGUUUUCCAAGUGGGAAACUGGAGUGAGCAGAACAACUUCACUGACCAUAACAACAUCUGGGAAAAAGCAUGUCAGCUUGAGCCAAGUCUCAAGCAUGCAAGGAUAGUAGAAGACUGGGCUGGUCUCAGGCCUGUUCGCAGCAAAGUCCGACUGGAGCGUGAAACCAUACGGUCCGGCGCCUCCACGGUUGAGGUGAUACACAACUACGGCCAUGGCGGUUUUGGGCUCACCAUUCACCGAGGCUGUGCCGAGGAGGCAGCGAGGCUGUUUGGUCAGAUCGUGGAACAGAAAGGCAAACGUCCAAAAGCUCGCCUGUAGUGUUGAGUCAAGCAUCAGUGAUCGGCACUCCUGGUGUUCUCAACAAAACUAACAAUUAAAGCUAAGAUAUAUUCUGUAUUCUGUAUGUCUGAGCACCACUGACUCCAUUACAACAUGAGAUGCCUUUUGAUUAUUAUCAAGUCUGAGUGAUUUCCCAUCCUUGUAAGUUUAGUUUGUAGAAAAUGCAUUGAUUCUAGAUGAUGAAAAUGCUCUAUUAAUUUAUAAAUAAGAAAAUCAUGACUCCAUUAGUAGUUUGUUUGAAAGUUUAUUACCUGUAGUAUCAUACACAUUUACAUCCAGUGCAUUGACACUUAACGCUGCACGAUUUCUCAAACACUGGCGAGUCAGAGACAUCUUCGUGGACCCAUGUGUGGGUCUUGUUGUAUGUUAGAAUAAACAAAGUCUCUCUUUAUCUCAUUUUUGAAUACAACCAAAAGCAAAGACAACAACCAAACCAGGUAGUUUUGUUUUUUUUAGUUUUGUUUUUUUUUACACAUAAUUUACAUAGAGAGCAUGACAUCCAGUAGACAUUCACAGCUGGGGUCUAUGGGAGUAUGGUGUCAAUAGAGGAAUAGCUGGGACAUGACUAGAAGUCCAUUUUUUAGCGAUCACAUGAAUACUGAGGCUGAAUGUCGGGAUUCUUUGUCAACUUUUUAUAGUCUACAAGAAGUAAACCUUAAUGUUUUACUAAUGCACACAUCAUUUUCCAGAAAACUUCCAAACAUCUAAACUUGUCUCCAUUUGAGGAGAAGUGCUUACAUUUAGCAUCUGAUGCAGUUGGAGAUAUACUUGGAAAGGUAAAAUGGCCGGUCUUCUGUUAAAGCAAAGCAAAGUAUCACAUAAUUGUGAGGAACGAGUUAAUGAUUCAUGGUUUUCCAAAUCUUUUAAUAAAAAAAUCUGAAAAAUGUUG